AUGGCGGGGGAGGCGGCCGGGCCCGGCCUGGUCCCCGCGGCCGGGGGGAAGGUGAAGGCGCUGGCCCUAGUGCUGGAGGAUGAGGCCCGGCGGGGCGGCUACUCGAGCGGGGAUACGGUGUCGGGCCAGGUGCUGGUGGAGCUGGCGGGGCCGCUGCUUCUCCGGGCCCUGCGGCUGGAGGCCACGGGCCGGGCCUGGGCGGCCUGGAGCAAGGGGUCCGUCCGGGUCUCCUCUGCCCGGGCCCGCGGGGGCGCGGGGCGGGGCGUCCCGGGGCCCCGGCGGGAGGCCGAAGUGCGGUAUCUGGACGUCCGGCAGAGCCUCCUGCGGCAGCCCCCGGAAGGUGAAGAUGGCUUUUUCCUGUUAGAAGCUGGAAAACAUGAAUUCCCAUUCAGCUUUCAACUUCCACAGGAACCUUUGGUGACCUCUUUUAGUGGAAAGUAUGGCAGUAUUCAGUACUGCGUGAAAGCAAUUCUGGAAAGGCCUGUAGUACCUGAUCAAAGUGUAAAGAGAGAACUUCAGGUUAUCAGCCAUGUUGAUGUCAACUCGCCAGCUUUCUUGAUGCCUGUUUUGAGAAGCCAGGAGAAGAUGGUUGGCUGUUGGUUUUUCACCUCUGGUCCAGUCUCUCUGAGUGCCAAAAUUGAGAGGAAGGGAUAUUGUAAUGAGGAAGCCAUACCGAUCUAUGCAGAAAUUGAGAAUUGUUCCUCUCGUUUGAUUGUUCCAAAAGCUGCCAUUUUCCAAACACAGACUUAUCUGGCCAGUGGGAAGACAAAGACUUUCCGUCAGAUGCUUGCCAAUGUACGAGGAAACCCUAUUGCUUCUGGGAGUACAGAUACCUGGAAUGGGAAAACUCUGAAAAUCCCACCUGUAACCCCUUCCAUUCUUAACUGUUGUAUCAUCAGAGUAGAGUAUUCUUUAGCUGUGUAUAUCCAUAUUCCUGGUGCUAACAAGUUGAUGAUUGAAUUGCCACUGGUAAUUGGCACAAUUCCAUAUACUGGGUUUUCAAGCAGGAACUCCAGCGCCGGCCAGUUCAGCGUGGACAUGAGUUGGUUGGCACUGACCAUGCCAGAACACCCUGAAGCACCACCAAAUUAUGCUGAUGUAGUAUCGCAGGAAGAGUUCUCUAGACAUGUUUCUGCUUACUCACAACCAGUUGACUGUGAUGAACAAUUAUGUGGUCACAUGUUUGCCUAUAUACAGGAGUUCCGGUUUCAGCCUCCACCUCUCUAUUCAGAGAUUGAUCCACAUCCUACUCAUAUAGAAGAGACCCAGUCUGUUUCAUUCAUGCUCUAAACAAUAUUUGAAGUAGCUGUAUUGUGAUGAAAUGGAAUCCCUUAUGCUUCAGCUGUUAGUAAAGCUAAAAGGAAACUGCUUUCUCAUUAAGAGCUUUAGUUCAGAAACAAAGUGCAAAGGCAAUUGGAGUUGGAAGUCUGAGCAUGUUUGGCAUUAAAAGAAUCCCUUUUGGAUUAGUCUGCAUAGGAGGUGUGGAUGUCAAAUUAUGUGACUAAGUGGGAGCA
This is a messenger RNA of Emys orbicularis (European pond turtle), 1514 nucleotides long. RefSeq names its product arrestin domain containing 4 (gene ARRDC4). The transcript is spliced from 8 exons. Gene Ontology annotation, molecular function: ubiquitin-like ligase-substrate adaptor activity. NCBI's taxonomy places the organism in Eukaryota, Metazoa, Chordata, Testudines, Emydidae. Gene Ontology annotation, biological process: protein transport. Gene Ontology annotation, cellular component: cytoplasm; plasma membrane. The record is from RefSeq and is a predicted model, not a curated record. Bases 1 to 1290 code for a protein of 429 amino acids.